CAACUACUUCCUUUGUUUUGGUAAUGGCGCAGUUUUAUGAAUUGUUUGGACAUGUUUUGAAUUAAUCAUCCAUUCUCAUCUCUUGUUGACUAAUUAUUCAUUUCAAAUUCUGCACAAGAUAUUUGAAAUGCCGCUUGGAAUUGACAGAAGCCAUUUUCUCUCUGACAAGGUCAGAGAAUGUGAAAGACAACUGAGGAAUAAGGAUGAGAGAAUAGCUGGCUUAGAGACAGAGAAUGGAAUGUUAUACUUGAAAUUAGCACAGUUAAGGAGUGAAUUACAGAGUUCCAGAGAAGAAUUGUCAACAGUCAAACAUAAAUACAGUGAAGAAAAGAUGUUUAGGAGUCAGGUGUCAUCGAAAGCUCAGAAAUUCAAACAUGAAAUUGAUCAUUUACGAAAAGAUUUAUCAACUGUCCAAUCAGUUGCAGCUGAACUACCACAACAAUUUGAACAUCAUUUACUUCAAGCUAGUUCCCUAGUUCAACAUCAUAAAACAUUACAUCAGUCACAAUCAUCUAGUCUAACAGUAUUACAAAAUGAAAUGUCACAGUUACAAACAGCACUAAAAGAUAUCACAGAUCGACAUAAUAAAGAAAAGAAGAGAAGACAAGGUCUUCAUAAUCUGUUAAUGGAAUUAAGAGGUAAUAUAAGAGUUCACUGUAGAUUACGACCAUUGAUGGAAUUUGAUUGUGGCACUGAAGACCUGGCUACUCUUGGAAAACCUGGAUCUAAAUCAGAAGUUGUAGCCCAUUGUUACGAUGAUGAGAAUAUUUGUGUUAAAACAAGUAAACAUAACAAAGUUUUUGAGUAUGAAAGAGUAUUUAACCCUACAGAAGAUCAACCAGUGGUAUUUGAUGAAGUUCAACCUAUGUUAACAUCUUUAUUAGAUGGGUAUAAUGUAUGUAUAAUGGCAUAUGGUCAAACAGGUAGUGGUAAAACACAUACUAUGUUAGGUAGUCAUAACAAUGAUGAUUAUAAUCCAUGUGAAACAAUGCAUCCAGAUGAAGGUGUAAUACCUAGAGCUACACGCGAACUAUUCAGAUUAAUAGAAGAGAAACCAGUUGGUAGUCAUACUAUAGAAGUAUCAGUUGUAGAGAUAUAUAAUAAUGAUAUUAAAGAUUUAUUAAGUAAAUCAUCUACUACUAAACACGAGUUAGUUACUGGUUCAGAUGGUUUACUUAAUUUACCUACUAUUACAUCAAAACCAGUAUCUACAGUAUAUGAUGUUAUGAGCCUGGUACAACGUGGACUAAGAACAAGAAGUGAAUCAGCUACACUUGUUCAUGAUCAUUCCAGUCGUUCACAUCUUAUUGUUACGUUAACAGUUACCUCUGUUGCACCUUCAUUCUUCACUGUUUCAAAAACAGACAAUGAUAAUUUGCAAUCAGUGAAAAAGACAGGUGGUAGACCUCAAUCUCAACCCAAUCUAUGGUCAGGUGAUCAGUCAACCAAUCAGACAGCUGUUAUAAAAACUAAAUUACAGCUUGUAGAUUUAGCUGGUAGUGAAUGUGUUGGUAUGUCUGGUGUUAAAGGAGCUGCAUUAAGAGAAGCUUCACAUAUCAAUAAAAGUUUGUCAGCUUUAGCUGAUGUAUUAGGAGCUUUGGCUGAACACAGAACACAUAUACCUUACAGAAACAGUAGAUUAACACACUUCUUACAAGAUUCUAUAGGUGGUGAUUCCAAGUUAUUAGUAUUAUUAUGUGUGUCUCCGGCAGCUAGAUAUACAUCAGAAUCUUUACAAUGUCUUGGCUUUGGUCAAAGGGCAAGACAAGUUCAAAGAGGUCCAGCUAAACGACGCUUACCAACAUACGAUCAAAAUUCGCCUCGUCCAAAAUCUGCUACAGCAAUUUCUUCUUCUAAAAUAUAAUGCUUUCAUUUACAAAACAGUGUAUAUGCUAAAUGCCCCCCAUUUUGUUGAAUAACUGCCAGCAUUUAAUGAAACCAGUGCUUAAUAAAACCCUUGGUCCGUCAGUAAAUUAAAGUCACUGAUCGUCAUUUGGUUGAUUUUGAAUCUUUUCUAAACUACAAUAGUGUGAAAGUGGAAUGUCUAAUAUCAAUUCCUUUCCUUAUUUACAAAGAUAUGAUGAAUUGAGAGUCUCUCAAGUUUCAGCCUCCUCUGCAGAUGAUAUAAAAAACCAGCGCAACAUGUUAGGCAAAAUCUUUUGAUGGGCCUUUUUUAAUCUAAUCCUGCAGAUUAACUACCAUUGAUAUUGGGUUUUGCUUUCUUAAUUAAAUUGAAGCAUUGAUUCAGAUAUUGUCCCCCAAAAAUGCAAAUGACAAUCAACAGCUGUAAUGAACCAAUGCUAAAUAAAAACCUUGAUCCCUGUCUGUAGAUGUAGGUUGUUUUUUUUUCCAAAGAAUUGCCUGUCCCACAUACAUUGUAUUCUUGUUUUAUUGAACUAUGAUAUAAACUUUUGUUAUGUAGCAAGAAUCUUUAAUCCAUUGUAUAUAUAAACUAAUGUCCACAAUUUAAUCUUUGUUUUCUGUGAUAAAAAUUAUUUAU
Molecule: messenger RNA, 2500 nt
Organism: Patella vulgata (common limpet)
Lineage: Eukaryota; Metazoa; Mollusca; Gastropoda; Patellidae
Product: kinesin-like protein KIF25
Exons: 14
Coding region: 128-1864 (578 amino acids)
Biological process (GO): microtubule-based movement
Molecular function (GO): ATP binding; microtubule motor activity; microtubule binding
Source: RefSeq, a predicted model, not a curated record